Molecule: messenger RNA, 1293 nt
Organism: Hordeum vulgare subsp. vulgare (domesticated barley)
Lineage: Eukaryota; Viridiplantae; Streptophyta; Magnoliopsida; Poales; Poaceae
Product: protein SRG1-like
Exons: 3
Coding region: 125-1186 (353 amino acids)
Source: RefSeq, a predicted model, not a curated record
ACAUUUUUAUACUAGGAGUAGAUUCUCGUCCGGGUGCACAACCCAACCAGCACAGCACCUACGUACCCAAAGUCAAAACUCAAAAACGCAGCACAGAAACAGAAGGACAGAAACCGAAGGAUCGAUGGAGAUCGGCGACGACGUCGUCGUCACCAGGGCCGGGAUCACGGACGCCGCGGAGGCCACGUUCGCGGACUCCACCGAGAUCCCCGACAGGUAUGCCCGGCCGGACGAGGUCGGGGACGGGGUCGUCGUGGGCGACGACGAGAGCUACGAGCUGCCGCUCGUUGACAUGGCGAGGCUGCUAGCCUCGGAGUCCUCGGAGGCGGAGACGGCCAAGCUUGGCUCUGCGUGUCGAGACUGGGGCUUCUUCCAGCUAACAAACCACGGAGUCGACGAAUCAGUUGUACAAGGCAUGAAAGAUAACGCUAUGCAGUUCUUCCGCUUGGCGCUGGAGAAGAAGAACGCACUGGCCGUCCAUGCCGGCAGCCUGGGAGGGUUUGGGCACCACUUCACCGGAGCGUCCCGCAAGUUGGACUGGGCAGAGAGCCUCAUCCUCGCGACGCAACAGAACGAGAAAACCAGCAUGGACUUCUGGCCCGCCGAUCCACCAACAUUUAGGGACGCGCUCGGCAAGUACUCGCGCGAGGUGUCGAGCCUCACGAGGCGUCUCGUGGGGUUCAUGGCGAGCGACCUCGGGGUGGAGCCGGAGGAGCUGGACGGGGCCUUCCGUGGCAAGACGCAGAGCGUCGCCAUGCACCAUUACCCGCCGUGCCGGCACCCGGACAAGGUGAUAGGCAUCACGCCGCACCACGACGGCCUCGGGCUGGCGCUGCUGCUGCACGUGGACGACAGCCCGGGCCUGCAGGUGAGGAGGGGCGGCAGGUGGUUCCCGCUGGACCCGCUGCCGGGCGCCCUCGUCGUCAACGUCGGGGACAUCCUCCAGGUCCUCACCAACGGCAAGUACAGGAGCGCCGAGCAUAGGGUGCUGGUGGACGCCGAGAGGGGGCGGGCGACCGUGGUGAUGUUCCAGGACGCGUCCGUCGCCGGGACGGUGAAGCCGCUGCCGGGGCUCGGCGAGGCCAGGUACAGGGCGAUCGAGUAUGGCGAGUAUGUCAAGGGGAAUUUCAGGGGGCUGGCUGAAGGGACCAGGUUCGUCGACAGCCUCGAGAUGGACAUAGCGUAGGACGGCGCGCGGGCGUCUUCAAGAGAAGAAGAGAGCCGAACAACACUCGAAUUAUUUAGUUGUACGUACAAUGUUUGCCCUGAAUAAAUUCACAUGUUGCGCGCGUA